This is a messenger RNA of Penaeus monodon (black tiger shrimp), 1982 nucleotides long. RefSeq names its product spermine oxidase-like. Gene Ontology annotation, molecular function: polyamine oxidase activity. The record is from RefSeq and is a predicted model, not a curated record. The coding region runs from base 1 to 1599 and encodes 532 amino acids. Lineage: Eukaryota; Metazoa; Arthropoda; Malacostraca; Decapoda; Penaeidae. The transcript is spliced from 13 exons.
AUGGUAGAUCCAGUGGAGGCGAAACCCUUUGAUUUUCGUGUCAGACCAGUGCCAGACCAGUGUCAGGCUACAGCGUGCAAGCUAGUGGUCAACCCAUCGUCAUUUUUCGUCUUGACUGCAAACCACAUCGUCGCCAUGGAUAAAUGUCCGGCCAACCGAGAUGCUGCCCUCGCCGACGCUCCCCUGCCGUCCGCGCCUCCGGACGGCGACAACUCCUCCCGAGCGGAGCGGGUGGGCGUGGUGAUCGUGGGAGGGGGCGUGGCAGGGCUGACGGCGGCGAAGACUCUGCUCGACAAAGGCGUGAAGGAUUUUGUGAUUCUGGAGGCUCAAGGUCGGCUGGGAGGCCGCGUCCACACGGUCAGACAAGGUCCAGUGCUGGUGGAGGCGGGGGCGGAGUGGAUCCAUGGGGGGCGGAAGAACCCCUUGUACCGCCUCGCCUCCUCCCUGCACGCUGUCGGGAGGGAGGUUCCUGAAGAUGCCUUCGAGAGACGCGUGGUGACCCAGGACGGAGAGCCCUGUGACCCAACGCCGUGUGAAAGCGUGGUGACAACCCUCAUGGACGAAUGUGACAAUAACGGUAUACUGGCACCCUAUUAUAACACAGGGUAUGGGCAGUAUUACGUGGACAGGUUUCCCGAGGUGUACGGACCGGGUCACGAUAGCGCCAAAGGCAGGGCUUGGCUGCACCUUCUCGAACAGAUGGUCAAGGGCGAGGAGGGAAUCGACAGCUGGAUGGACAUUUCGGCGAAGGACGCGGAUGAAUACAUAGACCUCGGGGAAGACUAUAACUGGGCCGACGGCUUCGAUGCGCUUGUCAACUAUCUUCAGGAAAGUAUUCCAGAGGGACACAUACGCGUAAAUUCCCCUGUAUCACGUAUCCUGUGGAACGAGAGAGAUGACGAAGUGGAAGUGAUGACGUGUGACGAAGGCGAAGCGUCUUACAUCACCUCCGUCGUCUUGGUCACGGUCUCCCUCGGGGUUCUGAAGGAGCAGCACGAAAACCUCUUCAGGCCGGGGUUGCCGGAGCCGUUCGCGAGGAACCUGCAGCUGGUAGACCUCGGAGUAGCCAACAAGAUCCAGGUGGGGUGGGCGGUCCCGUGGUGGGGAUCAGCCCCUCUCGAGCUCUUCGUUCUGUGGACGUCUUUGGAUCUGGAGAGUGAGAUGGACUGGCUCUACGGCAUUGUGGCUAUCGAGAGCGUCUACAACCAACCUUCAGUGCUAGAGAUGUUCAUAAUGGGAGAAAACUCUCGUAAGAUGGAGGAGCUGCCUGAAGAUACUGUCAGAGAACAUGUGCUGUCCUUACUGAGAAGAGUGACCAGACAGGAUGUUCCCCGACCGACGUUUUUUAAUAGGACGACGUGGGGCAGCAACCCCUGGACUCGAGGCUCCUACUCCUCCUUCGUCACCGUGGGGGGAGCGAAGGCCGGGCUGCUGCGGCGGGAGGCGCUGGCGACGCCCAUUGCCAACGCCAACAGGAAAACGGUGCUGACGUGGGCAGGUGAACACACGCACAAUACUCGGUACGGCACAGUAGACGGGGCGAUGGCCACGGGGAAGAGGGAAGCUCACCGGAUACUGAAUAUUCUCAAUGCUAAUUAGUGAAGUUAAUGACUGGUUAGCUGAUAAGGAUGAUUAACAUUACCGUUGUCAUUAGUAGCAGCAGCGUCUUCAUCUUCUUAAUUUUUCAUCAUCUUUUUUGUCUUAUCCUCACGAUCAUUAUCACUAUCUUCAUGACAAUCACUCAUCAGCAGCAGAAAGAUCAUCUUCACAGUCAUCUUCACACCAUCAUCAUUAUCAAAGUAUAUGAAUUUGUGGUGAGUAUAUUAGCACUGAUUUCUGUUUUAAUUAAAAUCUUGCUGUCCUGUGAUUUUCUUGGUUAAACAUGUUAUAUUGAUAUGUCGCUUGACUUCAUGAGAAAUAUGAACAUGGUUUACUUUUAGAACUAUUUUUGAUAAAGUCAUUAAAGAAAGCAAAUCUAUUGA